AUGGUCAUGGUCCUCGGACUCUCAGGAGCAUUCUCGGUAAAAUCGGUUAAAAAACUUCUUUCUAGCUCGCUUCAACAGCACAUUCCCAACAGUUUUGUAUGGAAUAAUUGGGUUCCACGCAAAGUUAACAUCUUCGGGUGGCGAUUGGCUCUUGACAGGCUUCCUACCAGAGUUGCUCUUGCACAUCGGAAUAUUAACAUGGCAUCUAUCCGCUGCCCACUUUGCGGAGACAAAGAUGAAUCAACCUCUCAUCUUUUUGCAGAAUGCUUUGUUAGCUCGGUUGUGUGGGAGAUGGUUUCCAGUUGGCUCAAAAUCCCUCCUAUAUAUGCUUUCACAUCGGAAGAUCUGCUUCGAGUCCACCAGAAUAUCACCGGUCCAGCUGCAAUGAAGAAAAUGGUCCAAGCUAUCAUCUUAACUUCAUGCUGGAGCUUAUGGAAACAACGCAACGAUACUAUCUUCUACGGUAAUCGAGUGGAUAUCUCAAGAAUCUUUGCUGAAAUCAAAUCCACAAGCUUUCUUUGGGUAAAAAAUAGAGCAAAAAUGUACUCGUUAGAAUGGUCAGAUUGGUGUAGCUUCAAUGUUUUGUAA
Messenger RNA from Helianthus annuus (common sunflower), 588 nucleotides. RefSeq lists its product as uncharacterized. Lineage: Eukaryota; Viridiplantae; Streptophyta; Magnoliopsida; Asterales; Asteraceae. Bases 1 to 588 code for a protein of 195 amino acids. The transcript has a single exon. The record is from RefSeq and is a predicted model, not a curated record.